This is a messenger RNA of Aspergillus costaricaensis CBS 115574, 519 nucleotides long. RefSeq lists its product as uncharacterized. The coding region runs from base 43 to 306 and encodes 87 amino acids. Lineage: Eukaryota; Fungi; Ascomycota; Eurotiomycetes; Eurotiales; Aspergillaceae. The transcript has a single exon. The record is from RefSeq and is a predicted model, not a curated record.
CUCGGAUAGCUAAUCUAAACAAAGGGAUAGAAAACCCCCGUGAUGUCUCUCCGUCUGCGUGAGGGGGAAAGAGGGGGACAGACAACGUUCUCGAAAGGUUCUCGUGCUGCUGCUGCUGCUGCUGCUGCUGCUGCUGUUGCUGGAAACCGAAUACGCCGUAUGAGGCCGUGCAUUACCAGCAAGGUGAAAUUACCUGACGGGUGGGCUAUGAGGUCCCACCGGAACCGCAUUCGCAUUGAACCGUUCCUUCCACAACGAGAGGAGAGACAGAAAGUGAAGAGCGCCGACUUUCUAGGCAAGUACUAGAGGCUAUAUAGUAUAUGACUCCUCCUAUUCCUCCUCCCCAAUUCGGGUGACUUCCUUCCUCAUUGUACUCGUGGCACAAUCCCGGGCUCGUUCUAUCGUUACUCGACAUCUCUUCCCCGGUCGUCGUCUUCUUCUUCUUCCUCUGCUCUCUUCACUCUUUCUCCUGCCCAGUACUCCUCAUCCUUUUUUCUAUCCAUCUCUCCCUCGGCGGUG